This is a messenger RNA of Sinocyclocheilus rhinocerous, 406 nucleotides long. RefSeq names its product laminin subunit gamma-1-like. Gene Ontology annotation, cellular component: basement membrane. The record is from RefSeq and is a predicted model, not a curated record. The transcript is spliced from 3 exons. The annotation marks the transcript as partial. Gene Ontology annotation, biological process: tissue development; axon guidance; animal organ morphogenesis. Lineage: Eukaryota; Metazoa; Chordata; Actinopteri; Cypriniformes; Cyprinidae.
CUUGUAACUGUAAUGGAAAGAAUGCCGAAUGUUACUUCGAUCCGGAGUUGUAUCGUGCCACUGGUCACGGAGGUCACUGCCGCAACUGUGCCGACAAUACGGAUGGGCCGAACUGUGAGCGAUGCCUGGACAACUACUACAGAGACUCCUCCGGCCAGCGCUGUCUCUCCUGCAGCUGCAACCCUGUCGGUUCUCUCAGUACCCAGUGUGACAACACUGGCAGAUGUAGCUGUAAGCCGGGGGUGAUGGGAGAUAAGUGUGACAGAUGCCAGCCUGGGUUUCACACAUUGACUGCGGCAGGCUGCAGACCCUGCUCUUGUAAUCCAGCCGGAAGCACGCAGGAGUGUGAUGUCCACACCGGACGCUGCCAAUGUAAGGAAAAUGUGGAUGGAUUCAACUGUGACAG